AUGAAGAUUGUAUUUGGUUCUUUGGUAUCGACUGGUCUUUUGACCGCAGCAUUAGUAGAUGCUUAUCGCCUACCAACGUUUUUGCAGGAAUCGUUCGAGGCUUUGGAUUCUGAAGAUAAGCUUCAAAUCGAACCUCAUAAUUCUGAAGAUUCAUCCAACUGGAAACCUCAUGUUCCAUACUUUUUGAAACCGACUGUAGACUCCAAUAAACUACAAGAAUCAAUCCGUCUUGAGGAUUUGAACGCGACUGCUUGGGAUUUAUAUCAUAUUGCUGAGUCCUCUAAGAAAGAGUAUGGCCAUCCAACACGUGUCAUUGGUUCCCCAGGUCAUUGGAAUACCAUUGGAUAUAUUUUAGCAUGCUUAGAUAAUAUGAAGGAUUAUUAUGAUGUCUCUGUGCAAACCUUUAAUGCUUUGAGCGGAAAGAUUAAUUCAUUCAAUCUUUCAGAUGCUAAGACAGGAGAAACUUUUGAUAACACGACUGCGUUUGCACUCUCCCCUCCGGUUGCUCCAUUCAUUGGUCAAGUAAUCGAAAUUCCAAAUCUGGGAUGCAAAGAAGCUGAUUUUGAUGCUGUGGCUCCUCCUUCUGGUGUUAUGUCAGAUGGUUCUGAAAAGAAAAGGAUUGCACUUAUUGAAAGAGGACAUUGUCCUUUCGGUAAUAAAUCUAACUUAGCAGGUAAGUAUGGGUAUCAUGCCGUUAUCAUAUAUGAUAAUGAGCCAGAAUCUGUCGGUGGGUUGCACGGGACGUUGGGAGAACCAACUAACGAAACAGUGUCGACCGUUGGUGUGACCUUCGAUGUUGGCAUGCAAUUAAUUGAUAGUAUUUCGUUAGAUGAGGAUUAUUCUGUUUAUUUUGCAAUGGAUUCUUACGUUAAGAAUAUCACCACAAAGAAUAUCAUUGCUGACACUAAGCGUGGUGAUGAGAAAAAUAUUGUAGCACUUGGGGCUCAUUCUGAUUCUGUUGAAGAAGGACCAGGUAUUAACGAUGACGGCUCUGGAACAAUCUCUUUGCUUACUGUUGCCAAGCAAUUGACACAUUUUAAGAUCAAUAAUAAGGUACGUUUUGCCUGGUGGGCCGCAGAGGAGGAAGGUUUGUUAGGUUCCAAUUAUUAUGCUAACCAUUUGACCGCUGAGGAUAAUUUGAAAUUAAGAGUCUUCAUGGAUUAUGACAUGAUGGCUUCACCAAAUUACGAAUAUGAAGUUUACGAUGCCAAUAAUAUAGACAACCCCAAGGGCUCUGAAGAAUUAAGAGAUCUAUACAUUGAUUUCUACAAGCAAAACGAACUAAAUUAUACUCUAAUCCCAUUCGAUGGGAGAUCUGAUUAUGUUGGCUUUAUUGAAAAUGGUAUUCCAGCAGGUGGUAUUGCCGCUGGUGCUGAGAAGGACAACGUCUUUAACGGGGAAGUUUUAGAUAAAUGCUACCAUCAAUUAUGUGACGAUGUUUCUAACUUGGCGUGGGACGCAUUUAUGGUUAAUACUAAGUUAAUUGCUCAUUCUGUGGCUACGUACGCCAAAUCCUUUGAGGGAUUCCCAGAAAGAGAGACAAAUGCUACCUUAUCAGCUUCUAGCAGGAAGGACCAAACUCCCUUAUUCAAGUACAGGGCUGACAAACUGAUUAUCUAA
Messenger RNA from Naumovozyma castellii, 1620 nucleotides. RefSeq names its product aminopeptidase Y (gene APE3). NCBI's taxonomy places the organism in Eukaryota, Fungi, Ascomycota, Saccharomycetes, Saccharomycetales, Saccharomycetaceae. The coding region runs from base 1 to 1620 and encodes 539 amino acids. The transcript has a single exon. The record is from RefSeq and is a predicted model, not a curated record.